Sabethes cyaneus is the source of this 561-nucleotide messenger RNA. Its product is annotated as 60S ribosomal protein L22-like. The record is from RefSeq and is a predicted model, not a curated record. The transcript has 3 exons. Bases 69 to 515 code for a protein of 148 amino acids. Gene Ontology annotation, biological process: cytoplasmic translation. Gene Ontology annotation, molecular function: RNA binding; structural constituent of ribosome. Gene Ontology annotation, cellular component: ribosome. NCBI's taxonomy places the organism in Eukaryota, Metazoa, Arthropoda, Insecta, Diptera, Culicidae.
AGAUUUCCCAUCUCUAGUUUCAACAAAUGCUUCUUUUUCCUUUUUCUUAAAACUGCGGGUGUGAAAACAUGGCGCCAUUGGAUAAAUUUGUUACCUCUGCUAGGGCUAAAAGCGCAAAGGAUUCAAAAGUCCCGAAAAAACAAUUGCUGCGUGGCAAAACUAUGCUGAAGAGAAAAAAAGAGCAUCUUAGAUUUGGUGUUGAUUGCACCAAUAUUGCUGAAGAUAACAUUUUGGAUGUUGCAGAUUUUGAAAAGUACCUUAAAGAGCGCUUCAAGGUCAACGGAAAGGUUGGCAAUUUCGGCAAUAGUGUGUCAUUUGAACGCCAGAAAAUGAAGGUUUACAUAAAUGCGGACGUCCAUUAUUCCAAGCGGUACUUGAAAUAUUUGACUAAGAAGUAUUUGAAGAAAAACAGCUUGCGUGAUUGGAUUCGCGUCGUGUCCAACGAUAAAGAUUUAUAUGAACUACGCUACUUCAGAAUUAGUUCGAACGAUGACGAAGAGGAAGAAAAUGAAUAAAAGAGGUAACACAACGUUGAAGAAGUAUCAGUAACCUUUUUCAAAA